UUUGUAUGUAUGUAUCGUAUAUAUAAAUAAUAUUUCUAAAUGCAUAUAUACAGCUGCGAGCAGUAAAAUAGUAGUGGGUAUUAGAUAGAUAGAUAGAUUUGUAAGGAGGAUACGCACCGCGACCAAUGGUCUAUUGUGUCCGUCGAUUUCUUCACAUUUUCCCAACCACUGGUGUCCUUAUAAAACCCAGUAGGCUAGAAGGGCUGCUUGAUUUGGUGUGAUUAUGCUCCGGCUGAAUGACUCCUGCUUCCACCUUCGCCCCGGUGUUUCUGCUAAUAGCUCUCAGAAGCCACAAGUUUCAUCGGGUCAAAUUCCGAGUCUGUACAUUUGCUUACGUAGCCUGCAAUAUCCUGUAUUCUUAUUAAGUAAUAUUGGUGUAGUAAAAAAGAAUUCCAUUAUUUUUCCAAUAGAAGACGUUAUUUAUCUGUACAUUGCGUUGUACGAGUAUACUUCUAAUUGGGUUCCGCAAGGUGGCGUAAGAAAGAUGACAGUUUUCUGACAAUUUUGUGUUUCGUUGAUUCAGUUUUGGUUGAGCGUGCGUCAAAGAUAGAGACAGAAAAUUCGCUAUAUUUUACACUAUUUCUUCGCUGAGGGUGUGAGGGCAAGUCAAGCAGCUGAAAGUGUGAAGAAGUCAAUUAUGGUCCUGAUAGUGUUACAGUCGAUAACGCAGCGUCAUUCCGGUUAUUUUAAUAUAAAAGAUGCUUCACAGAGUGGUAGGCCAAUUGUCCAAAAUAUCGAUAAAAUCAUGGACAUUGUCAAGUCCGGCCGUCAUGCGAGCACUGUUUCGAUUGUCCAAGAGCUAAGGAUUGCACAGAAAACCGCUUGGACACAUAGGAAUAAAGCUGGAUACCAAAAGUAAAAACUAAAGCCUUCAAUUUUAUGUAAAGAUAAUGGAUUACUUUUAAGUACAUUUAAUAUUAUUAUUAUUUUUUAAAUCUUUUGGUAUUGUAGCCGUUUAUAAGUUUUCUUAAUUGUCUCAUGCCGUCACCAGUAUACCCAGUAUUCCUUCUUAUCUUCUCUUUAAUUGAGUGAGGACAAGAAGAGCUCAGUGUUCCAGUAGAAGAGAUUGAGGAUUCCCAUUCUAUUGGCGUUCUUCGCGUCAUUAUCCUGUUGCAACAUCCAUUUCAAUGGUGUGUCAUCAUCAGCAAAUGGUAACAAUAUUUUCUGAAUUGAGCCCACACCUCUGCAUGAAAAAUAGUCCGAAAAUAUAAUACUAGAACCGCCAUGUUUUAAAGUUUUUACGGUGAAGCUGGGGUCGUACUAUGUAUUAGGAGGCAGUCUUAUAUAUUAUCGGAGGGGAUUAAAAUAAAUUCGUUUUUUCAGAAAUGGGUCGGCAUCAGGAGACACGUUUGAAAUUAUCCACAAACAAAUCAAAAUCAGCCGAAACGGAGCAUAAAGUAGACUCGAAAUUGGCAAAAACAAAUGCGAAUGGGCAAAUAGAAUGUAUAAUCUGCAAAGUUGCCGUGAAAUCGGCUGCACUGUGGAAAGUGCAUGUGAACUCCAAAUUGCAUAAGGAGCGCAUAAUGUUGGUAAAACAGAUAAAAUCGAAUUUCCAAGGUGGUGGCACCGCUGAAGCUGGCGCAAAAGUAUCUACCAACGCCACAAAAACAACGCCAAAAGCGACGGAAAAGCCAACGGGAACUCACACAACAAGGACAACAACAACAAACACGCAGCAAAUGUUAUCAAAAACGUCAACAACAACAACCACAACACCAUUACAGUCGUCAGCGCCAACAGGUCCACUUUCAGCUGCCGCUGCUGCUACAAAUGUGAGUGAAAAAACAAGCGCCACCACCAACAAUAUUGACACACUCUUACCCGAGAAAUUCUUUGAUGAUCCGGUGAAGGAUGCAAAAAUACGUAAUACCGAGUAUAAGGAUCCGCAGGCGGAUGAAUGGGAACGUUUUCAGCGUGAAAUACGUGAAGCUUCCUCGGUGUCGGUGGCCAUAAUAGCCGGUGAGCAAAUCGAAUCUGCUUAUGAUCGUGAUCUCGAAGAGAUCAAUGAUCAAAUGAUCCACUGGUCGAGAUAUAUACACUUGGAGGCGCGCAAGGGCGUACUGCAUGAGAAUAAAGAGCACAAGAUUGAAGCGCAAAGCUCUGAUGGCGACAGUGAAAGUGAUGAUGAGACAGUGACAACAACGGAAUUUUCGGAUUGGCGUUCCAAGGCAUUUAUUUAAGUUUUUUUUUCUGGUUUAACAUAUUACUGUAUGCUAAAAUUGUUAGUUUCCUAAAGAAAUAAAAAAAAACUGUUUUGAAUUAUUUUUAAAAAA
Molecule: messenger RNA, 2273 nt
Organism: Ceratitis capitata (Mediterranean fruit fly)
Lineage: Eukaryota; Metazoa; Arthropoda; Insecta; Diptera; Tephritidae
Product: zinc finger protein 830
Exons: 2
Coding region: 1326-2180 (284 amino acids)
Biological process (GO): mitotic DNA damage checkpoint signaling; nuclear DNA replication; mitotic DNA replication checkpoint signaling
Cellular component (GO): nucleus; spliceosomal complex
Molecular function (GO): zinc ion binding; nucleic acid binding
Source: RefSeq, a predicted model, not a curated record